UAUACCAGUAUUCAUUAAAAAGACCUCUCCUUUGUCUCCUUCUCCCUCUGCUCUUUCUGUGUUCUUUCUGCCUGCUAAUGUCUUGCAACAAUAUCAAGAUCCCGUUUGUGUUUCUUCCAGUCUCUCUUCCGAAAUUUCUCCGAUUCCGUCUCUGUCCUUGUGCAUCUGCCAUGUUAUGCAAUCGUCUGUAUUGAUGUGAAGAAUAAUUGGAUGCGGAAAGUGCUUUAGAUAAUUUGUGGUGAGAGUUGAAAGAAGGGGGGAUUGAAGUUGUUUCAUGGGCAAUACAUGCCGUGGAUCAUUCAGAGGCAAAGCAUUCCAGGGCUUCAACGAGCCCGAAGACAAGUCCAACUCCAAGCACAAAACUUCUUCAGCUGCCGGCUCUAACUCUACUGACUUUUACUCUCCCACCAGUUUGAACCCCGAACAGCUUGCUGCUCAAGAAUUCUCGACUGACACUCAGCCAGAUCAUAAGAAGGAUUCACAGUUGCCGCCCUUAAUCAGCCCCAAGAAAGACAGCAUCAUGAACCGUGGCUCAACUAACCAAGCAAACUUUGUCUUGGGCCACAAGACUGCAAACAUUCGAGAGCUUUACACUCUUGGUCGUAAAUUAGGACAGGGCCAGUUUGGCACUACUUACCUGUGCACUGAAUUGUCCACUGGAAAUGAAUAUGCUUGUAAGUCUAUAUCAAAGAGGAAGCUAAUUUCGAAAGAGGAUGUUGAGGAUGUUAGGAGAGAGAUUCAGAUAAUGCAUCACUUGGCUGGUCACAAGAAUAUAGUCACCAUUAAAGGUGCUUAUGAGGAUUCCUUGUAUGUUCACAUUGUGAUGGAGCUUUGUUCUGGCGGUGAAUUGUUCGAUCGGAUUAUACAGAGGGGACACUACAGCGAGCGUAAAGCAGCCGAGCUGACUAAGAUCAUUGUCGGAGUAGUUGAGGCUUGCCAUUCGCUAGGUGUUAUGCAUAGAGAUCUUAAACCAGAAAAUUUCUUGUUAGUAAACAAGGAUGAUGAUUUUUCACUUAAAGCUAUUGAUUUUGGACUCUCUGUUUUCUUCAAGCCAGGUCAGAUUUUCACAGAUGUGGUUGGAAGCCCAUAUUAUGUUGCACCAGAGGUUCUUUUGAAGCAUUAUGGCCCAGAAGCAGAUGUGUGGACAGCAGGGGUGAUACUCUACAUACUGCUAAGUGGUGUCCCACCAUUUUGGGCUGAAACUCAGCAAGGCAUAUUUGAUGCUGUUCUGAAAGGACACAUUGACUUUGAUUCUGACCCAUGGCCGCUGAUAUCUGAAAGUGCUAAGGACCUUAUUCGGAAGAUGCUGUGCAUGCAGCCUUCCAAGCGAUUGACUGCUCAUGAAGUAUUAAGUAAUCCUUGGAUAUGCGAAAAUGGUGUUGCGCCUGACAGAGCCCUGGAUCCUGCUGUACUUUCUCGUCUUAAACAAUUUUCUGCCAUGAAUAAGUUGAAGAAAAUGGCAUUAAGGGUCAUCGCUGAAAGCUUAUCAGAAGAGGAGAUUGCUGGAUUGAGAGAGAUGUUUAAGACCAUGGACACUGACAAUAGUGGAGCAAUCACAUUUGAUGAACUCAAAGCUGGUCUAAGAAAAUAUGGUUCCACCUUGAAGGACACAGAAAUUCGUGAUCUUAUGGAUGCGGCUGAUGUCGAUAAUAGUGGGACCAUAGACUAUGGAGAAUUUAUAGCAGCAACAAUUCACUUGAAUAAACUAGAACGUGAGGAACAUCUUUUGGCAGCAUUUCAAUAUUUUGACAAGGAUGGCAGUGGCUAUAUUACCGUUGAUGAGCUUCAACAAGCCUGUGUAGAACAUGGAAUGACAGAUGUUUUGCUUGAGGAUAUUAUCAAAGAAGUUGAUCAAGAUAAUGAUGGAAGAAUUGAUUAUGGGGAGUUUGUUGCCAUGAUGACUAAAGGCAAUGGUGGCGUUGGAAGGCGAACAAUGCGGAACAGCUUGAACAUAAGCAUGAGAGAUGCUCCCGGGGCUCUUUAGAUAUUUUAUAUGUAAAUGCUACAGGCAGGAAAGGAUGGUAGAGGAGGAGGUUUUGCAGAUGCUAAUCUGGUUCGAGAGUGUUGAGAAGCUUCCGCCUAUUAUUAGCAGUGGACGAUGGAAACAGAAAAGACUCUUAAGAUGGAUGAUAACUACUGAGUUAUUGGAGCUGCUGCUGCUGCUGCUGCUAUUGUUGUAUUGUUAUUAUUAAUUAUUAUUAUUAUUAUUACUAUGAUUAUUGUGUAUCAGUGUUGUGUUGUGAAUUUAUUAUUGUAUUAUUGUUGAAUGUAACAAUGAUGUGCUGCAAAAUCAAGUGUUUGGAUUGGACGUGAAUAGUUUUCAAUGAUAAGUGCAGCUGUAUCGCA
This is a messenger RNA of Andrographis paniculata, 2346 nucleotides long. RefSeq names its product calcium-dependent protein kinase 26. The coding region runs from base 275 to 1984 and encodes 569 amino acids. Gene Ontology annotation, biological process: protein autophosphorylation; intracellular signal transduction; peptidyl-serine phosphorylation. Gene Ontology annotation, cellular component: nucleus; cytoplasm. NCBI's taxonomy places the organism in Eukaryota, Viridiplantae, Streptophyta, Magnoliopsida, Lamiales, Acanthaceae. The record is from RefSeq and is a predicted model, not a curated record. Gene Ontology annotation, molecular function: calcium/calmodulin-dependent protein kinase activity; calcium-dependent protein serine/threonine kinase activity; calcium ion binding. The transcript is spliced from 9 exons.